UGUGAUCUCUGCCGUGUAAUCCAUGCUGUUCUCCCUGUGUUUGAGCGGUUGUAAUUGGUCUUUAGUGAUGUCACAGCUGUUUCCAUAGUGACUCUGUGACAUCAUGGAUUAAAGGUUGGGUCCUUGCAGUCUUAAAUCUGCUAGUGCUGCUAGAUUCUGAAAACUCUUCUCAGCUUGGAAUUGCUCAAUGCUAAACACAUCCAAGGGAAUAUUAAAGAAUCCACAAGCACAAUGGAUGGCUUUUAUGAUCAGCAGGUCCCUUUCAUGGUCCCUGGGAAACCUUGCACAGAAGAAUGUCGAGGGAGGCCAGUGAAUGACAGAAAAAGGAAGUUUCAGGACACAGACUUGGCCCAUGAUUCUGAAGAAUUGUUUCAGGAUCUCAGUCAGAUGCAAGAGGCUUGGUUAGCUGAAGCCCAAGUCCCUGAUGAUGAACAGUUUGUCCCUGAUUUCCAGUCCGAUAACUUGGUACUUCAUGCACCACCCCCAGCAAAGAUCAAGAGGGAACUCCACAGCCCUUCUUCAGAACUGUCGACCUGCAGCCAUGAACAGGUGCUCUGUGCUAACUAUGGAGAAAAGUGCCUCUACAACUAUUGUGCCUACGAUAGGAAGCCCCCUACUGGGUUCAAGCCAUUAACUCCGCCCACCACCCCAGCAUCACCUGCACUCCAGAGCAGCUCCCUGCCGCCCCCACCUCUGGCAGCAGCUCCUGCACAGACUCCCACCCAUGUCAGCACAGCAGGCCCUCUGCAAGGAGCUCCCCCUCCACCUGCCCCUCAUGCUCUUCAGGAACCAAGGCAGCAAACCUUUGCUGUGCCUCGGCCACCUCAUCAACCCAUUCAGAUGCCAAAGAUGAUGCCUGAAAACCCGUAUCCAACAGAACACAGGUUUCAGAGACAGAUGUCUGAGCCUUGCCAUCCAUAUCCUCAGCCAGGACUUUCUGGGGACAAUCGCCCUGUCUACCACAGGCAGAUGUCGGAGCCUAUUGUUCCCGCUGCUGCCCAUCCUCCUCAGGGAUUCAAGCAGGAGUAUCACGACCCCCUCUAUGAUCAUGGGGUCCCAGGCAUUCCGGGGCCACCAAGGCAUGGAUUCCAGUCUCCAAUGGGAAUCAAACAAGAGCCCAGGGACUACUGCAUUGACUCAGAAGUGCCUAACUGCCAGUCAGCAUAUAUGAGAGGAGGCUACUUCCCCAACAGCCAUGAUGGGUUCUCCUAUGAGAAAGAUGCUCGGUUGUACUUCGAUGACACCUGUGUUGUACCAGAAAGGAUGGAAGGUAAAGUGAAGCAAGAGCCCGCAGUAUAUCGUGAAGGGCCUCCGUACCAGAGACGAGGGUCACUCCAGUUGUGGCAGUUCCUAGUUACACUCCUUGAUGACCCAGCCAAUGCCCACUUCAUUGCUUGGACUGGCAGGGGCAUGGAGUUCAAGCUGAUUGAGCCAGAAGAGGUUGCUCGUCGGUGGGGAAUCCAGAAGAAUCGGCCAGCUAUGAACUACGACAAGCUCAGCCGCUCUCUUCGUUACUACUAUGAAAAGGGCAUAAUGCAAAAGGUGGCUGGAGAGCGGUAUGUCUAUAAGUUUGUUUGUGACCCUGAUGCUCUCUUCUCCAUGGCCUUCCCCGACAAUCAGCGCCCAUUUUUGAAAGCUGAGCAAGACUGCCAUGUGAAUGAAGAUGACACCUUACCUCUGACACAUUUUGAAGAUAACUCUGCAUACCUCCUUGACCUGGAUCACUGCAGCAACCUCCCCUAUGCAGAGGGCUUUGCUUACUGACUUGCUGAUGUUGACAUUGGAGACUCCAGUUCCAACAAAUAAGGGCAAAUGGUUUUUGUAAAGAUUUUCUGCUGUUCAUAAAACUGCUCUUUGCAAAUAUUAUUGGAAGAGCCUAAAACCUUUCAUGGCCCUCCACCUGAAGACAGACUUUAGCAUGCCUAGCAAAUAGGACCUCCUGGUUGCUGAUCACUUCGGCUGCAACCAUGAAGAGAGGUUGGAGAGGGUGUUCCCUGUGCAGCUGUCUUCUGGGCCCUGUUGCUAGGCACAUGUGUGGUACACAUGUUCACAGGACUUGACUAAGUGUGUGGCUAGCAAAUUGUCAAGAAAAUAUGCUUUGUAACAAUCACAAUCCUUGUAUCUACCUUGUGUAAUGCAAAGGGCUUUGAUUUGCAGAGGGCAACCAAAGCAGUGUACAAGCCCUUUGGAAUGGGUCGCAGCUUAGUGUGGUGCUUCUGGCAUGGCUGGGUUGGCUCUGGGUUCUCAGUGCACAGCUCUUCGAUCUGAGGAAGGCUUCCUUUUCCUUUCCCGCCCCAUCCCCUUGGUCCAUCAUGAGCAGCCCAACCGAAAAGGCAGCACUUAGGCACCAGACCCCUAUGAGCCCAGCCAGCACUUUGCCACUUCUCUCUUUUUCAGGCUGUGCAUGAAUGGCUUGCUUUUAGGGCGCAGGGGGACUUGGUCGAAACUCUUUUUACGUUGUGGGGCAACAUUUGUAACCAGGUUUUUUGUAGGUUUUUGUAUUUAAGGCAAAUCCACCUUUUGGCAAAGGUGUUGCUUUCUUGCUCCCAGCAGCAUUGAUGCUAAGAGUGCUGCAGCUUGAGUGGCCUCUUUGGACCCAUUUUGUGCAGAUCUGCUUUGUGCUUUUCUGCACUGCUCAGGACACUUGGCACAGUGUGCUGUGUAUCUGGAAUGUGUUCCUGCACGGCAGCAAGUGCGGGUGGCUUGGCUUUUUCUGUGACUGGGAACUGUAUGUAUAUAAUACACGACACCCCCAGACAUUGGAACUUCCGCAAGGUAUGGCAGUUUUGACCCUAUGGCAGCACUGCCAAGUUACUACCUUUUCCAGGCCUCAUUGAGCUUGCAAGCAGAAGAGACACGCAGUGUGUAUUUUUAAUUUGUAGGUUGUGUUACCUUCGCUGAGGUGCUUCAUGCAAGCAGCAUAUUUUGAAAGGUUUUUUAAAAAAUAUAUACUACAACUUGGAUUUGUAAAAAUGCAAGUGGUGGGAGAAGGUCAGAGUAACUCGGUAUAUAUAGAACGUCUCUGGAUCCUUCUGAAAUUCCUUCUUCUCCUGCCUGGGAGUCACAUUGGCAUGCACCUGUAACAUGCUUGACCCGUAUAGACAUAUCUUUCCCUGUGGGCUCCAUGUUUUGUUGUAAAUGCUGUAUAGGAUUUCUUUUUCUGCUUUCAUAACUUUUGUUUGGGUUUUUGACUAACUUCACUUUUUUUUUUUUUAAGUAUGAAGAUUAACUCUUUGUAGACGACUCAGCAACUCUCCCCAGAAUGUAUCAUGUGGCCUGACUGUGGCCUGUCACAGAGCACAGGGCAGCAGCGGCAAACUGCUGCCACACCCCCAUCAUGCCCCAGGGCUUAACCAAACCAGUGGGGUUAGCUUUUUAUUAUUAAUUAUUAUUAUUAUUAUUAUUUGGAAUGGGAAGUCAAUAGUGCAGAAAGGGUUAAUCUGAGGAUUGAUGUGAAAUGACUAUUGCCUGAGCAGGACUAUAUAAUAUAUCUCCUGCAAAGCUGCAUUACAUUCUGUACUGUGUACAAUAAAGGAUUUUUUGCUUUCUGUUCAGGCA
Hemicordylus capensis (graceful crag lizard) is the source of this 3558-nucleotide messenger RNA. RefSeq names its product ETS variant transcription factor 5 (gene ETV5). The coding region runs from base 232 to 1764 and encodes 510 amino acids. Gene Ontology annotation, molecular function: DNA-binding transcription factor activity, RNA polymerase II-specific; sequence-specific DNA binding. Gene Ontology annotation, cellular component: nucleus. NCBI's taxonomy places the organism in Eukaryota, Metazoa, Chordata, Lepidosauria, Squamata, Cordylidae. The record is from RefSeq and is a predicted model, not a curated record. Gene Ontology annotation, biological process: regulation of transcription by RNA polymerase II; cell differentiation. The transcript has 13 exons.